This is a messenger RNA of Salmo salar (Atlantic salmon), 3901 nucleotides long. Its product is annotated as cleavage and polyadenylation specificity factor subunit 2. Lineage: Eukaryota; Metazoa; Chordata; Actinopteri; Salmoniformes; Salmonidae. The record is from RefSeq and is a predicted model, not a curated record. Gene Ontology annotation, biological process: mRNA 3'-end processing by stem-loop binding and cleavage. Gene Ontology annotation, cellular component: mRNA cleavage and polyadenylation specificity factor complex. Gene Ontology annotation, molecular function: RNA binding.
GUGACCUUUGACGUUUCAGCGGCAAACAUGUCUGCGUCGAUGGAAGAAGUGUGGACAAUCUUUGCUAAAAAUGUCAUAAUAUUAUAACGUUAGACUCUUCUUGUUAUUGAAUUUUUUGCUCAAUUGAAGUUAAAACCUAUAUGGCACUUGAUGUAUGACACCUGAGGAAAAUGACGUCUAUUAUCAAACUGACUGCUGUGUCAGGGGUGCAGGAGGAGUCUGCCCUCUGCUACCUGCUGCAGGUGGAUGAGUUCCGCUUCCUCCUGGACUGUGGCUGGGAUGAGAGCUUCUCCAUGGACAUCAUUGAUUCCAUGAAAAGGUAUGUCCACCAGGUUGACGCGGUGCUCCUCUCCCAUCCCGACCCCCUGCACCUGGGGGCCCUGCCCUAUGCUGUGGGCAAGCUGGGCCUAAACUGCCCCAUAUAUGCCACCAUCCCCGUCUACAAGAUGGGUCAGAUGUUCAUGUAUGACCUGUAUCAGUCGCGCAACAACACUGAGGACUUCAACCUGUUCACCCUGGAUGAUGUGGACUGCGCUUUCGACAAGAUCCAGCAGUUGAAGUACUCCCAGAUUGUCAAUCUGAAAGGGAAAGGACAUGGUCUGUCCAUCACUCCACUUCCUGCUGGUCACAUGAUCGGAGGGACCAUCUGGAAGAUUGUGAAGGAUGGGGAGGAGGAGAUUGUUUACGCUGUGGACUUCAACCACAAAAGAGAGAUCCACCUGAAUGGGUGUACGUUGGAGUCGGUGAGUCGUCCCUCUCUUCUCAUCACAGACUCGUUCAACGCUACAUACGUGCAGCCGCGUCGCAAGCAAAGGGACGAGCAGCUCCUUACCAAUGUAAUGGAGACCCUACGCGGCGACGGCAACGUGCUGAUCGCGGUGGAUACGGCAGGCCGUGUACUGGAGCUGGCUCAGCUGCUGGACCAGAUCUGGAGGACAAAGGACGCCGGGCUGGGGGUCUACUCUCUGGCCCUGCUCAACAACGUCAGCUACAACGUGGUGGAGUUCUCCAAGUCUCAGGUGGAGUGGAUGAGUGACAAGCUGAUGCGCUGCUUCGAAGACAAGCGCAACAACCCCUUCCAGUUCCGCCACCUGUCCCUGUGCCACAGCCUGGCAGACCUGGCACGCGUGCCCAGCCCCAAGGUGGUGCUCUGCAGCCAGCCCGACCUGGAGUCUGGCUUCUCCCGCGAGCUCUUCAUCCAAUGGUGUCAGGACGCCAAGAACUCUGUGAUCCUUACCUACCGUACCACGCCCGGCACCCUGGGCCGCUACCUCAUCGACAACCCCGGGGAAAAGAUGCUGGACCUGGAGAUUAGGAAACGGGUGAAGCUGGAAGGCAGAGAGCUGGAAGAAUACCUAGAGAAAGAGAGAAUGAAGAAGGAAGCUGCCAAAAAACUUGAACAAGAAAAAGAGGUGGACGUUGACUCGAGUGAUGAGAGCGACAUGGAGGAUGACCUGGAGCUGCCGGCGGUGGUGAAAACCAAACACCAUGAUCUCAUGAUGAAGGGAGACGGCAUCCGCAAGGGCAGCUUCUUCAAACAGGCCAAGAAGUCUUACCCCAUGUUCCCCACCCACGAGGAGAGGGUCAAAUGGGACGAGUACGGAGAGAUCAUCAGACCAGAGGACUUCCUGGUACCAGAGCUCCAGGCCACUGAGGAGGAGAAGAACAAGCUGGAGUCGGGCAUGGCCAAUGGGGACGAACCCAUGGACCAGGACUCCUCAUCCAAAGUACCUACCAAGUGUACUUCCACUACGGAGAACCUAGAGAUCAAAGCCAGGGUGACUUACAUCGACUACGAGGGCCGCUCGGACGGCGACUCCAUCAAGAAGAUCAUUAACCAAAUGAAGCCACGGCAGCUGGUGAUCGUGCACGGCCCCCCCGAGGCCAGCCUGGACCUGGCCGAGUCCUGCAAGGCCUUCACCAAGGACAUCAAGGUCUACACACCCAAGCUGCAGGAGACUGUGGACGCCACCAGUGAGACACACAUUUACCAGGUGCGGUUGAAAGACUCACUGGUGAGCUCGCUGCAGUUCUGCCGCGCCAAGGACACAGAGCUGGCGUGGAUCGAUGGCGUACUGGACAUGCGUGUGGUCAAGGUGGACACAGGCGUGCUGCCUGAGGAGGGCAUGGUGAAAGGCGAGAAGGGAACUGGCGAGGAGGUUGUGGAAGACAGCGAGCUGGCCAUGGACGUGACCCCUGCUGACGAUGCCACCACAGACCAUAGCGUGGUGGCGCAGCAGCGCGCCAUGAAGACGUUGUUUGGCGAGGAUGUGCGCGAGCUGUCGGAGGAGAGUGAUGUCAUCCCUACCCUGGAGCCUCUGCCCGCCCACGAGAUCCCAGGCCACCAGUCAGUGUUUAUCAACGAGCCGCGCCUGUCCGACUUCAAGCAGGUGUUGCUGAGGGAGGGCAUCCAGGCUGAGUUUGUGGGAGGAGUGCUGGUGUGUAACAACAUGGUGGCCGUCCGCAGGACGGAGGCAGGGCGCAUCGGCCUGGAAGGCUGCCUGUGUGAUGACUAUUAUAAGAUCCGUGAGCUGCUGUAUCAGCAGUAUGCUGUGGUGUAGGAGUGAGGAGCUGUAUCAGCAGUAUGCUGUGGUAUACUGUAGGAGAGAGGAGCAACAUGCAGCAGAGAUGGUGUCAGUCAUGACAGUAUCACACAGACAGGAUGAAGGGGAGCGAGGACUAUUACCCAGAGGACCACAGGGUUCUGAGCUCCCCUCGGGAGCCUCUCCAGCUGUUUGAAUUCCAACUGCUGUGCUGAUUUGUCCUUUUUCCCCCCAUUUUAAAAAUCUGUUUACUGUUUAUUGUGCGUCUUUCCCCACCGCAGUGAGAGACAGAUGGGCUUUUCUGGAGUGACCUCUUCUUGAUGUGAACACAUGAUGUAACCCUUAGGGUGAUUUUUACCUCUCCUCAAGCCCCCUCGGCUCUGGACUGGGCUGGCGAGGUGAAAGCUCACCACACGCUGCAGAGUCCCAACGUAGGCUGGAAUGGGUUAUCAGUGGAUCUGGUUUUUUUGUUUCUCAUUAAAGCUGCAAUAUGUAACGUUUUGGGUGACCCAACCAAAUUCACAUAGAAAUGGGAGUUUUUGAUCUGUCGUUCUCAUUGAAAGCAAGUCUAAGAAGUGGUAGAUCUGUUGUAUUUCUAUGCUUCCCAUUACGUUUUGUUUUUGCAUCUUUUACUUUCGGAUUCAUACACCAGCUUCAAACAGCCAAAAAUGCUAUAUUUUGGGUUAUGGAAAAUAUAUUUCACAGCGGUUUAGAUGGUACAAUGAUUCUCUACAGUAUACAUUGUUUGUUUAGUCACAAACUGAGAUUAGGAGAACUAUUAGAAUUUUAGCAACCAGGAAAUGGUGGAGCAAUUACUGCAUAUUGGACCUUUAAAUUCCCUUUUCUGAACAAAUAAAUGUUUGUUUGCUAUAUAUUUUUCCGUGGGUUGAGAGGGGAACGAGACGUGUGUACGCUGUAGGCGGGGUUGGGGUCAAUUCAGGAAGUGAACAGUGUUUCAAUGAGGUCCAUUUUUUUUAAACUUUUUUUUAUAGAGUUUUCAUUUUUACUUCCUGAGUUGAUUAAAUGGAAUUGAAAUGGAAUAGCCUGUAUGUAGGCAAGUACCAUUACAGGGGCUUUACUAAACUGUACUGCUGCAGUUACAGUAUGACACCACCAGAUGGAGUCAUGUUUCAUCCAUUCUGUCUGCCUCAGAUUCCCUUUAUCAAGUGUGUUCACACAGCAGCAAUUCCAGGGUUAGAGAUGACAUUGUCCCUGCAAUGAUAUCUUGGUAAAUUAGCAUAAUAUACUGUCAGGUAAAUAACAUGCUAGAAUAGUCCAUUCUCUCAUGCUUGUAUUUCAGGUAACUGAAAUCAGGUUUAUUAUGAGACUGAGGAAAGUAAAAAUGGAUUUUAAAAUGG